AUGAACGACGCUGUAGAAGAAAAGCAUGCGCACUCCGCCGUGGAUGCUGAGGCUCGCACUCGAGAACCUUUCAUCAAUCCAUCAGGCCAUCCUCAAGAGCUCGAGCGCAACUUCAGGCUCAUCAACAUUUGCGGCUUGGGAAUCACGAGUGGGAACACUUGGAUUGCCCUGGGUGGGAGUAUCGUCGUGGCAAUCUACAAUGGUGGACCGCCGGGUGUUAUUUAUGAACUAAUUGCAACAUCUAUCUUCUACUGGUUCAUCGCCGCCUCUAUUGCCGAGCUGGCGUCAGCAAUGCCAUCUUCUGGCGGAGUCUAUCACUGGGCGUCUGUGACUGCAGGCCGAUAUGGACGCGUCUGUGGCUGGUUCGCCGGUUGGUGGAAUUUCAUUGCGUGGAUCUUUGGAGCCGCUUCAACCGCUCAGAUUGUGGGAGCCCAAACCGUGUCGAUGUACGCCCUUUUCCAUCCCGACUUCGACAUUCAGAGAUGGCAUGUUUUCGUCGCUUAUUUGAUAUGCACAUGGGUGUGCUGCCUCCUCGUCGCACUAGCGAAUAGAGCGGUUCCUACUAUCGAAUCGCUAGGCGGCUUCUUGGUUCUCGCUGGCGUUUUCGUCACCAUCCUGGUUUGCGCGAUCAUGCCCCACGUCAAUGGCAAGCCUUAUGCAUCCGAUGACUUUGUCUGGCGCGACUGGCAGAAUGAAACCGGAUAUGCCAGCAAUGGUUUUGUUUUCUGCCUGGGGAUGCUGAACGGAGCCUUUGCCGUGGGCACGCCGGACGUCAUCUCUCAUCUGGCCGAAGAAGUGCCUCGCCCUGGUAGAAAUAUCCCCCUGGGUAUUCUGGCGCAAUACGUUCUCGGAUUCGUCACCGCUCUUUGCUACGCCAUUGCCCUUUUUUAUAGCAUUAACGAUCUGGAUGCUGUACUAAAAAGUUCCUAUCUGUUUCCGCUGACAGAGAUCUAUGUUCAGUCGACGGGAUCGGCGGGUGGAUCUUUAGGUCUUCUAAUUCUUGCGUUCUUGCCCUCGAUUGUCGCCGUGAUCGGGUGUUAUCUGACCUCCAGCCGUGUGUUGUGGACUUUGGCACGCGACAAUGCAACGCCGUUCAGUAGGUUUAUCAGCCAGGUGGAUCGAAAACAACGGAACCCUUUCAAUUCGAUUAUUCUUUGUGGCGUUAUCUGUACAAUUCUGGGCUGUAUCUAUGUAGGCAGCUCCACUGCUUUCAGCGCCUUUGUUGGCUCCUUUGCCGUGUUGUCUACUCUUUCGUAUCUUGCAGCCAUCCUCCCGCACCUACUGACUAAGAGGGCGAACGUCACACCGGGCUGGUUUUGGAUGAAAGGGUUUCUAGGGUUUCUCGUCAAUACGGUUUCAUCUCUAUAUAUAAUAGCCUUUGUGAUCAUCUUCUGCUUCCCGUUCUCCCUGCCCGUUGAUGCUGAAACGAUGAACUACGCGAGCUUGAUCACAGGCGGGUCCUCCAUUUUUGUUAUGGCGUUUUGGUUCUGGCGCAAAGGAGAUUAUGUUGGACCGCAACAUGUCUCGCUGGAGAGUGCUCUACUUGCUGAAGAUGCUAUAUAA
Messenger RNA from Talaromyces proteolyticus, 1563 nucleotides. Its product is annotated as choline transporter. Gene Ontology annotation, cellular component: membrane. Gene Ontology annotation, biological process: transmembrane transport; amino acid transport. The coding region runs from base 1 to 1563 and encodes 520 amino acids. Lineage: Eukaryota; Fungi; Ascomycota; Eurotiomycetes; Eurotiales; Trichocomaceae. Gene Ontology annotation, molecular function: transmembrane transporter activity. The record is from RefSeq and is a predicted model, not a curated record. The transcript is spliced from 4 exons.